Molecule: messenger RNA, 648 nt
Organism: Arabidopsis lyrata subsp. lyrata
Lineage: Eukaryota; Viridiplantae; Streptophyta; Magnoliopsida; Brassicales; Brassicaceae
Product: glutaredoxin-C1
Exons: 5
Coding region: 127-477 (116 amino acids)
Biological process (GO): cellular response to oxidative stress
Cellular component (GO): cytoplasm
Molecular function (GO): glutathione disulfide oxidoreductase activity
Source: RefSeq, a predicted model, not a curated record
CUUGAGUCUAAUAGAAAAAGUAAACAGCAUGUACACAACCGUUCUUCGAGCUUGAUCCAAUUCGAUUUCUGGUUUUUGUCAGUAAGAUUGGCACGAAACUUGAGCUGAAGACACCUUGAAAAACGGAUGAGCAAGGAAGAGAUGCAGAUGGCGAUGAACAAGACCAAAGAGAUGGUCUCCUCGUACCCGGUCGUUGUCUUCAGCAAGACUUACUGUGGUUAUUCCAAGAGGGUAAAGCAAUUGCUGCAACAACUAGGAGCAACUUUUCAAGUACUUGAGCUCGAUGAGAUGAGUGAUGGAGGUGAGAUCCAGUCGGCUUUGUCAGAGUGGACUGGUCAGAGUACAGUUCCAAGCGUCUUCAUCAAAGGAAAACAUAUAGGUGGAAGCGAUAAAGUGAUGGAGACUAACAAGCAAGGCAAGCUUGUGCCCCUCCUUACUGAAGCUGGUGCUCUUGCCAAUGUCCCUUCCAAGCUUUGAUGAACUCUGAAACCGGUGUAUCGGGAUUUCUCAUAAUUCUGUUUAGAUCAUGAAAAUGUACUGGCAAAUAAAAGAGAAAUAGCCAUUCUCUUUGUUAACUCUGUUACACAAAACCUCCCUAGCUUUGGUUAGAUUAAUGGAAUAAAGAUUUGACUAAACUGUUCUAGUCUC